Molecule: messenger RNA, 234 nt
Organism: Blepharisma stoltei
Lineage: Eukaryota; Ciliophora; Heterotrichea; Heterotrichida; Blepharismidae
Source: the annotation of a GenBank genome assembly
AUGACAGGGAAGCAAGAGCCUGGUGGUUUUUCUACAGGACUCCUAACCUUAGAGAAUGCAAUUUUCCAGAAAGGUGCCACUUACCCAGGCAGUGGAGACUGGGAUCUUUAUGGUGCCAUUCGGACCAAUGUAAAUGAUUUAGUUCAAAGAAGAGUUACUGAAGUCCAAACUUCAAGACUGACAUCCUCAUUGGUGAAUAAAGUCCAAGGUGGCCGCACAUUUGGCAGACCCUAA